AUGAUGAAUUUUUAUCCAGAUUCAGUUGAUACGAAGGCUUACGUUGGCUCACUUGUUACCGACUACGAACAGAAAUCGCCUGAGGAUUGCUCACAGAAGACCACGAUGUCCGAUUGUUGUUUCGAACCUAUUGCCGGUAUAGGCACCUGCUUCAAUUCUCCCUCGGACAACGGCGACCUUAAGAGGUACGACACUCCCUUGGAUGACUUGGACACCAACUCGGUUCCUGACACUGACUACGUUCCGGAGUUCUUUGACAUUUACGGGUCUGGUGAGUCUCUCCACAAGGUCUACUCAAGUCUGGGUCUGAGGCCAGAGUGGGACGAUUCUUCGGACCACAAGGAUGACGAUUCGAAGGAAGUUGACAUGACCACCUCGACCACCCUGUGCUCUGACUCAGGGUUCAAACUCUUUCCAUUCGCGUCGAGUGACCUCUUCUUCGAGGACGAUUUUAGGUACAUCACCUCCAAAUCUAUAAACACGAAAUAUAACCUGACUUCCGAUAUUCCGGAUAAAAACGAACAGCCCAACGUCACUCAGAAUUUAUUGCAUCCACUGAACCUGGAGGAGAAGGUGAAUUAUGAACAUUUAAGUAAGAAUGACAAGGCGGCUGAACCUAAAACUCUCUUUCAACCCGAUGAAGUCAAGAAGGAGUGCCCACUUGAUAAAGUUGACUCAGGUCAACAACCUCUAGAAUUUAAGGUUAAGACUGAAAAUUCGAGCCCCGUUGCCAAUGAUUCGCGUACGAACGAUGACACUCAAUCAAAUACGCCCAGCGCCAACCUCUUAACCAACAACUUGUUUAUAAACAGCAGGGGUUUUGGGACUUUAGAGUCCACCCACCUCGGUGUGUACGACAUCAUGCCCCCCUUGCUUUUCAACGGGCCUGUUUACAACCUGGGCCCUCUAUUGGAGGCAGAUUUGUACAUCUCGCCCAACCUGUGCAACAGACACAACGGCCUGGUCUCCAGAUUCCCCGUCAACACGAACUAUUGCGUGUACAGGGGCGCCGACUACAACAAGUUGGUGUGCAGCUGCAACAUGAGCCGAGUCAACGGGUCAAAUUCUCACGCAACGAGUUGCAACGUGGUUGCUGGGGGCGUAGAACUGUCGACUGAGUCCUGGCCGAUCUCCAAAGCGUCGCAGAUGUACUCGCUCAUCACCAACUGGGACCGCGUGAUGAAGAAGUACAAGAGGUCCACUCCCACGCUUACCGAUUUCAAUGCGUACUACGUGCACGAGGAGUGCAACCCUCCCAUUCUCCUCGCCCCGACCGAAGAAGCCAAGCUGCACUCCUCAGGAAUCGCUGCCAUCAAUUUCGACAAUUUUAAGAGCGCGAACUACCUAAUUUCAGAAAUCACCGGGAUAAAGUUGAAUAUUGACCCUUCGGACCAGUUCUCGCUUUCUAACAUUGUCCCUGAAAACUUUAAGCCCGAGGACGUGACGAAGCGGCGAAAGACGAGCAAGAACAAGUCUCCCGAGACUCUCACUCCUCCCCCCUUUCCCCCCGAGGUUGACCUCUCCUCACUCAGUCCCAGCACUGAGGACGACGGUAAAUUGGACAAGAAGGACCCUAAUCAGCCUGGCGGCGAGAAGGUUAGCGGCGUUUGGUACGACACCAAUCGACAUUUGUGGAGGGUCGUGUACAUGAAGGGCAACAAGCGACGCACUCAGGGGUUCAGCUCUCUCAAGUUGGGUUACGAGGAGGCCCGGAGAAAGGCUAUUCAGAUGAGAUACGAGAUGGUAUCAAUGAAGCACACGGAUAGGCUAUGA
Messenger RNA from Theileria orientalis strain Shintoku, 1773 nucleotides. RefSeq lists its product as hypothetical. The record is from RefSeq and is a predicted model, not a curated record. The coding region runs from base 1 to 1773 and encodes 590 amino acids. The transcript has a single exon. Gene Ontology annotation, molecular function: DNA-binding transcription factor activity. Gene Ontology annotation, biological process: regulation of DNA-templated transcription. Lineage: Eukaryota; Apicomplexa; Aconoidasida; Piroplasmida; Theileriidae.